Molecule: messenger RNA, 2414 nt
Organism: Ectocarpus siliculosus
Lineage: Eukaryota; Phaeophyceae; Ectocarpales; Ectocarpaceae
Source: the annotation of a GenBank genome assembly
AUGAAAGCCCUCAUUGCCUUCCUGGGGGCCCGAAAGGAGCAUCUUGCGUCCCUUAACCAUGUUCUACCGUCGCUUUUGGGGAUGGCGGAUAGCGAUAAAGACGAGUGGGUCCAGGUAGUGUCCGGGCUUGUACGCCAAAAACUCUUACCGAGGGACGAGGAUGAUUCGACCAGCGUCGGCGAUGAGGCAAAGACUUCACAGAGUGAUUUCGUCUUGCGCAAGACCGUCAGGGAAGUCCUCGAGCGGGCAAAGCAGAAUAUGUCGGAGCGGGCAGGCAACGGGAAACAGCGGGUCGUGGGUGGCAGUACCAUCGGCGGCAACCGCGAUACUCGGCGCAUGCGCGAGGCACCUUACUUCGGUCCGUUGGAGGAGAGGUACGUCAGCCGUAAACAGCAGCCUCGAAAGCAGGAGUUCGCCAAUGCGCACUUCAGCGUCAAGUACGAUUUUGUCGGCGAAUUCUCCGAAGACCUCGCUUCCAACGUUGGUGGUACCUCGAACACAUCUUCUUCUCCGACGGGAGGGGGUGCGUCUGUCGCUGCGGCGGCGCUCGCGUCAAGAGUUGGCCAGGGAGGGUUGUUGAAGACCCCGGGCUCUUUCGCUCCCGCGCCCACUCCGGCGGCACCGAACCUCGCGCAAGCUCGAAGGGUUUCGCUUGCUGCUGUGGUGGAUCCAUCCGCGGGCUCCGACGGCCUCCGCAGGACUAGCAAGCCGUUGGCAUUGUCGCGGAACUACGUGGGGCUCCAGCAUGGUUCCGGGCGGACAAGUUCAGGUGUUGGGGGCGCCCGCGGAACGCGGGGAGGGGGCGGGGCGAGCCCCGGCAAAGCAGGGUUGAUGAUGAUCAAUGUGGACGAACUGCAGGCAAUUCACGCUGAGAAACAGUCUGCGAGGGAGAAGGCAAAAGGCAAACCGGGUAGGAAGAAGGCCAAACUUGAAGGGGGGGGGGAACAAAGUACGGCCGGCAUGGAGCCUGGUACCGGGGCGUCAGCAACUGGAACCCAACAGGUUGUUGCUAACGCCACGGACGUUGGCAACACGGAUGGGCAGUUACCGGAGGGAGCAAGCGGCGAGGGGAAGAAGGCAAAGCCGAAGGCACCAGCCAAGCCUUCGGCAACGGCAGAUGGUCCGAUGCCCGUACCGCAGCAGGGCGAGAUCGAGGCAGUCGCAGCCAUGAUGGUUCUUGGUGUCGCUGGGGGAGGUGAAGAUGCGGAGACCUCUUACCUGCCCGAAGCAUUGACGAAGCUCUUGGAAAACGCCAAUUCGCUGCGACCGGAGGGUAAGGCCAAGCUGGAGAGUUUUUUCCAGAAGAAAAUGCCAGAAGGGUCGCAGCAGGAGAGGGUCAAGUACCACGAGGAGGUUAGCCCUGGGGCGGACGGGGAAAUGAUGCGAGUGACAAGCUACAUUCGCCUGGAUUAUGAGACCUGGGUAUGGGACAGGGUUCACAAGAAGAAGCGUGUCAAAUCGUGACGUAGUGAGUAGAGUGGGGAGUUGCACGGAUGGGCCCCAUGUACAUAUAACGGUGAACCUGUUCGUAGAGUCUCCAUUUCGACUAGGCAUGAAUUAUUGGGUGGUUGCGGAUAUCUGAUUGCGGCGCCAGGAGAAAGAGGUCGGCAAAACACACUCAGCCAUCACUUAGGUGUGUCCUUUCAGCUGUCGACCAUCCAUGUGAUAUACUUUCGAAGCAUUUUUUGUUCUGAUGUGCAACUGAUUUGCUGCUCCACACAGGUUAUUCGUCGUAGCUGCUGUAUCCCUCAGUUGCAACGAAUGGGCAUGUGUUGCCAUGUCCUCUUCAAUGCCGUGAGUUAUGCAGCACGUCGAGCGUGAAGGGAGUUCCUGUGUCUACUUAGUGGAGAUUGAGGCAUGCCCACAACAUACACGGGUCGGGUGUUAGAAGGGCGCACCAAAUCACCCGCCUCUCCCCGGUCGAUCGUGCCAGACGGACGCGAGAUUUUGUUUGUGGACUUACUGCACCCACCCGCCACCAGUAAGUGUGAAUAAAUACAAUGUUUGGAAAUCGGUAUUGGACAAAAAAUCGUUGUAAGGAGGCACAGCUAUCAUCCUGUUUGCACCCACCCUUGAACACAGCGACGCGUGGUGGUCUAGACAGAGAGAGUAUAAUGUACAAACUGCUUGUUUCCUUUCUUCGUGCUUUUUGCGUGCAGGCGGUCGGUGUGUCCGCUGUGAGGAUCAAUAAUGUUUGACCGGAUUUACGCUGUGGUCUGCCCUGUCGUAUGCUAGAUAUACUAUACAGCAGUAUGUAGUAGUGGUACUGCUGGGAGCGAUGCUACGACAAUGAGCCCGCACUCGUAGAAUGGGCGUCACGUCUAUUUUAUUUUUAUCUGCGUAAACCUUUCGGACAGUGACAACAGCGCAGUAGUGCAGGUAGGUAUGCACAAUAAAUAUAAGAGGGUAGACUG